This is a messenger RNA of Lates calcarifer (barramundi perch), 1096 nucleotides long. RefSeq names its product zinc transporter ZIP10. The transcript is spliced from 3 exons. Bases 259 to 852 code for a protein of 197 amino acids. Lineage: Eukaryota; Metazoa; Chordata; Actinopteri; Centropomidae. The record is from RefSeq and is a predicted model, not a curated record.
CUGUGGCUCCCCCCUCCUCCCUGUACAAAUUAGUUAAGUCACUGGACUCAAACUCCUCAAAACAUUUCAACCUGUUCGUUAUGUCGGUGCUGGGCGUGAACAUUUUGUUUUGGUGUGGUGUGAGCUCCCGUCCUCGUUGGCUUAUUUCUGUCUAGAGUGCAUGUGUCAGAAGAGUUGGAAAACCCCCUCAUACAGUAGCACCAGGACUGGGGGUCAAACAGGAGGAAUCGUAUUACAGGGACCAGAAGUGACGGGACAAUGCGAGUCCACGUGCACACCAAGUUCUGUUUCCUGUGUGUGUUCACCUUCCUCUUCCAUCAGUGCAACCACUGCCAUGGAGAACACCACCACGCCGACCACAGCCACGUCCACAGCGACCUGCAGAUCUCUGACGCUUCGUACGUGAGAGGAGCCACCGUGACACCAGAGUCCGGGAGCUCCCAUGGGGACGCUCUGGAGGAGGAGCAGCGCUUCUACAUCCAGCAGCUGUUCAGGCGCUACGGCCAGAAGGACCGGAUGGACUUCCAGGGAUUUCAGAGUCUGCUGUUUAGCUUGGGUCUAGGUGAAGUAAAGGUGGUGGAUGUGGAUCACGAGGAUCUGGGCCACGACCAUGUAGCCCACCUCGACUUGCUGGAUAUGCAGGAGGGGCUUCACUCACAUUCAUCCACCAGUGACGGCCACGAUCAGGAUCACAGGCACGGGCAUGGGCGGGGGCACGGCCACGGGCACGCUCAUCCACACCACAAGCCCGGCUCCCACUCAGCCCGGCACAGAACAGGUUCCUACACGGUGCAGCCAGCAGACGACUGCUGCCAGUCCGGUUGCUGGUGCACCUGCAGGGCACGACCAUAAACAUGAUCACGACCACGAUCAUGAUCAUGAUGCAGAACAUAAUCAUGAUCACGCCAAGGGGAAGGAUAGUGACCAUAAACAUUCUCAUGGACAUGUGCAGGACCUACACGAUCAUGAUCACGAUCACAUGACAAAGAGCACAAACACGAGCAGGUGCAGGCUCCGUCUGAUCACAAGGACCUGACCUCUCACCCACACGGUGAUCACGACCACGACCACAAUCACGUUCAUCAAAUACAAACCA